Molecule: messenger RNA, 3223 nt
Organism: Vespa velutina
Lineage: Eukaryota; Metazoa; Arthropoda; Insecta; Hymenoptera; Vespidae
Product: F-box only protein 32
Exons: 7
Coding region: 396-1427 (343 amino acids)
Biological process (GO): protein ubiquitination
Cellular component (GO): cytoplasm; SCF ubiquitin ligase complex; nucleus
Molecular function (GO): protein binding
Source: RefSeq, a predicted model, not a curated record
AAGCCAUGCGCGGUCGAUCGUGCGACCGCGAAAGAAAGCGUACGGUCCUGGCCGCGAUCGCAUCGAGAAAACGUGACGUUUACAAAGUAACGUUUAGGCGCCCCUCGUAACUCUAUUCUCGUCAAAGAUAACAACGCAACGACGAGACGCCAGUGUUGUUCGGUGUGCUUCGCGUAGGCGAGCGCGACGACAUUAUCCUCCUUUUCUCUCCCUCUCUGUCUCUGUCUUUACCCAUCAUUCUUAUCUCUUUUCUCUUUCUCUCUCUCUCUCUUUCUCUCUCCCUUUCUCUCUCUCUCUCUCUCUCUCUCUCUCCUUCCCUCUUCCUCUUAUACGUUCUCUUUGUGUCUUCCUUCUUCUCUUCUUUUAUUUACAAAAUUCGUAAAGCCAAAACAGGUAUGCCGUUCAUAUCAAAAGAUUGGCGUAGCCCUGGAGAAGAAUGGGUUAAGACGGUCGAAGGUUGGGAAAAGAAAAAGAUACUCGAAUGUGCGAAUAAUAAGACGUUAUCACUUCUCCUUCGAGGUGAAAAAGAUGCAAAUGACAAGAAGGAGAAGGAUAGAAAGAAAGAAAACGCCGUCCAACCGCAUUGCCACAUCACGUUGAAGUGCACACGUGAGAUCGCUGGUUUUAAUGGAUUAAGUGACGCCCUGAAGAGACUAGAUUUUUUAUCAGCAGUACAUGACUGUCGUCGAUUUAAUUACAUCGUAAGACUUUUGGAUCUUCUAGUUAGUCACAGAAUGGGUGGUUUGAGUGGUUGUGCACAACGAGUUCUUUUCAAUAUGUUAGAGGAAGUAGCGUUGGAAGUAUCCUUAUCGCAACAACAAACUGGAAGAUUACGACGAUUGAUCGAAAGAGUUAGAGCCUUCAGUGCUGGAUGUUGUUGGGGUGGAAGACCUCUAGGCUCUGUAAUCUUAUGGGAAAAACAUAAAGCAGCUUUGGAAAGAAUCUUACAAAUUGCCUCAUCUAUCACUAUAACUCAGCCGGAUGAGGAACAACAACCACAAUGGUCAGAUUUACCUCCAGAAUGUCGUAGAGAAGUUCUUCUUCGAUUAAGCGAUCCGCAAGACAUUGAAGCAUCAUCGGAAGCAUGCGAACAUCUUGCAGUUUUAGCUCAAGAACAAAGAAUAUGGCGAGAACUUGCUCAGUAUCAUUUCACUCCACAACAAAUAGCUACUACCAGGCAAAACAAUCCAGGGAAAGAUUGGAAAACUAUAUUUACUAUUGCUAGAAGGUCAUUCGGUUUGCGAGAAGAAUAUGCAGAGAUGAUACAAUUGUGCCGCAAUUGUCGUUGUUUAUUUUGGAGAUCACUGGGCCAUCCCUGUAUCGCAGAUCAGGAUCCAGCAUUUCAAGAGAAGUUAGCUGAUGUAGAUCAAGCUUCUCUUCAUGUUCCAAUCCCUCCUCAAACUUUCCUAAAGUUUUUUUCACUGUGAAGGCCUUUUGUUAAGUGUCUUGUAAACAGAAUAAUUAGAUAUACAGCUGCAUAUGUGCGCAUAUGUAUAGUAUGUCUGUGAAUAAGUUAAAAAAAAACGUGAAUGAGAAAAACAGAAAAGAAAGAAAAUAUAGAUCAUAGGGAAAAGGAAAGAUAUGUAACAGAUGUGAUCGAAAAACGAAUACUUCGAAAUUAUAUGUAAAUGAUAUAUCUAGCAAAAAAAAAAAGAUAUUUAAAAAUUCUAUUAUACAUAGAGAUCUUAUCAUCAAUAAGUUAUAUUCAGUAUAUUAUGAUUGCAUAUCUGAGAAGUUUUUAGUCUAAAGUGAAACUUCAGACGUGCGAAAUUCUUAGAAUGCUUCCUUCCCUUAAAAAGUUAUAAUGGCAACUACUUCCCAAAUUGCAAAGUAUAUUUCUGUAAUUUUUAAAAUUAUAAUAGUUAUAUUGACUAUGAUAAUAAUGGAUGAUAAGUGCUAGUCGUAUUAAAAUGUUGAUUGUUAGAUAUAUUGUAUGUGUGUUUCAAAAAACACAUAAAAGAUAUCCAACUGUAAAGAUAGGCUUUCAAGAUUUUUAUCUUCCUUAAGAAAAUCUAUCUAUGACUGUCUGUUCUUAGAUACUGCAUCAUUUUUAUGUAGUAAAUUUAUAUAAUUUAUCAUUUAUGAAAUCAUAUUGUUUUUAUUCAAAAGAUAUCUAUUAUAUUAACUAAAAUAAUCCUGCCAAGUAAAUCGUAAUGAAUUUGUUUGAAAAAAGGAUUGGUUGCAAUUUGAUUUUUUUUUUUAUUAUACGCGCGCGCGUGUGUGUCCAUGUGUGUGUGUUAUGUAUGUAUGUAUGUAUGUAUGUAUGUAUGUAUGUGCGUGUAUAUUGUUUGUAUUGUAUUGUAUUAAUAGAAUGUCGAAGUUCAUUUUUUGUGAUUUAUAUUAGUUGGUACAAUUUUAUAAAGUUAUUGCAUAGCAAACAUAAUCGAAUUUUAAAAGCGUACCAAGCUACAUUUUUAUAAAUAUUUUAAAAAUAUUUAAUAUGUUGUAUAAUAUAAGUCUAAUAUUUCGUAUAAAAAACAAAAUUGGCAUAUUUGCAAAAAUAACUUUAGUACUAUUGAAAGCUUUUUUUUGUUACAUUUAAUUGAUAUUUGAAAUAUGAUUGUUUUUAUCUCAUAAUCAAAAUUUAUAAUGCUAAUUAUAUUUUAACAUCCGCAAGUGUAUAUUAAAAUUUUAUGCAUUUUUUUUUUAUACACUAUAUAUGAUAAUAGUAAAGAUAUAACACAGAGACGUGCAAAAUUUAUGUCAAAGAAAAAAUCAUUCAUUACUGUUAUUCGAUUAUUCCUAUUCAAGUAUGCUCACUUGAUACAAAUCUUUCCUUUAAGAAUGAUAUAUUAUCAUGAUAUGAUAAUUUAAUAACAGUGAUAUAUACUGAAGAAUAUGGAAAUGACUAUUGUGACAAUUUGUUAAAGAAAUACUAAAGAAAAAGUUGGGAUAAAGGACAAUUGACUAUAUGAAAAUUUUGUACGUCUCUGAUAUAACAUAUCUUGAUUCUCAUAAAUAUUUGUUAGUUUUCUAUUUAUAUAAAAUACGUACUAACAAAUAAUUUAGUAAACUUCGAUUUUACAAUAAGCUAUGUUAGAGUUACAUUUUAUUGGAGAGACAAUUUGUAAACUGUCUUCAUAUGUGCAUAUAUGCAUAUAUGUUUUGUUAUAUGCAUAAAUAUUAAAUUAUGACAUAAAACACAAUCAUACACUAAGAAAAUAAAACAAAUCAUGAAGUAUCUUUCUUUUUUUUUUUUUUUUUUUUUUUUAAGUAUAAAAUA